Molecule: messenger RNA, 1829 nt
Organism: Chelonus insularis
Lineage: Eukaryota; Metazoa; Arthropoda; Insecta; Hymenoptera; Braconidae
Gene: dgt1
Product: dim gamma-tubulin 1
Exons: 6
Coding region: 136-1647 (503 amino acids)
Cellular component (GO): NSL complex
Source: RefSeq, a predicted model, not a curated record
AUGUUGCACGUAACAAAAAAAGCUUGCUCUGAUCAAUCGAAAUUGUAAAUUUCAACUAAAAUAACUCAUGAAACGAACAACGUAAAUUCAUUAAACAAAAAUUUUUACAAAAAAAAAUAAAACGCAAAUAAUGAAAUGUUCCGAGCUCCAAAAACUGUGAUACCAGCGACUACAAUGACAUCAACAUCCGCAACAACAGUAGCAUCUACAACAACGGCUACAUCACCUAUUCAAUCAACAUUAAAUAAUUUACAAACAUCACAGAAACAAAAAUGUGCCUAUGAAUCAUAUAAUUGUACGCAACAAUGUUUAGAAGGUUAUUCAUAUUGUAUGAAACAUAUUUUGGAAGAUCCAAAGGCUCCUUAUAAGCAGUGUGCAUUUAUUUACAAUACUAAUGGGCGUAAAUGUUACAAUCCCGCUGCCAAAUUGGAUAGAAGAGAUACGGCUUAUUGUACUGAGCAUACCAGGAAAGCUCAAUUAGCAAGAAUCAAAUCAACAUCGAGACAUUCAUUACCUCCGACACCUGAAGGUUUACUCUUAAAUCUCACACAUUAUGCUCAUAAACCUAUUCGUUUACCUAAUUCUCUCAAUGAUGUUGGAAAUGAUAAAAAACUAUUUAAAGCUUUAGAUCCUUUCAGUGAAGUUGACGCUUUUAAAGUAAAUGCCAAGAGUUGUGAAAUAUUAGACUAUGCUAGUUCAUCUGAUAGUGAUAUCGAACCAACAGUGACAAAUGAAGCUUUUAAAGGUACAUUUCUUGAUGAUAGUGAUAAUGAAAGUCUUCAUAGUCCUCAAGAAGAUCCACUAAAUAUUAAUUUUUUAAGACAUGCUGGUAUUUUCACUGCUGAAGAAGUAAUUUACAUUGCAAGAGAGAAGUUAAUUAAACUCCAAUCUCUUUAUAUAGAGCAGUUUCGAAGACUACAAUAUACAUUGAGAGAAAAGCGUCGUAAAUAUUUACAUUUGUUAAAGAAAGAAAAAGAAGCAUUAUGUAGUAUACAUGAUCAACCAAAGGAAACCGCAAAAGAAAAAAAAAUUUAUGAGAAACUAAAAGCAUUAAAUCGAUACCAUCGCAAAAGUGGUGUAGAAGCAAUAUUAUAUAGAAAGUCACUGGAAAAACGUGCCAAAGUAAGUGAAGGUAUAUCUCAGAAACCACCAAACAUCCCAAAAUGUAUUUUCACUGAAGGUGGUGUAAAAUGUGGAGAAAGAACAUUACCAUCAGCUAAACAUUGUCAAAAGCAUAUACUUAAGGAUCAAAAUCAAGUUUUAUUUAAAGCCUGUGGUGCUAUAAGAGCAGAUAUUGAAUGCCAUGAGCCUAUUCCAGUUAUUUUUGAUUCAAAGUGUGUGUACCACAUGGAUUUACCACCACCUUGUAAAUUAGAACCAAUGAUAUUUAAAGAAAGUAGAGAAAAGCCAGAAAAACCACAAAAUUCAUCAGACAUGCAAUUUUUAGAAAUUGAUGUCGUUGGAGAUCAACAUCAAGAAAUUGACCCCGACGAUGAUAUGGCAGGUUUAAUGCGGGAAAUGAAUGAUACUACUUCUAAAAAACAUAUCCAGGUGCUUAAUGAGAGCAUAAAUAGUGAAAACAGUACAGACACAGCGUUUAGUUUAACAGCACAAAGUGAUAAAGAUGAAGUAGCAUCUUUUUCAUGACAGUCAAUUAUUGACUAACGUUUUCUUACUUUUAUCAUAGCUUGUUUAUCCAUAUGAAAAGUCUUCUAUUAUAGAACAUAUUUUAAUCAUUUUAUAAGAUUGAAAAUAUGAGAAAUAAAAAUAGAAAUUUUUAUAUCAGUAUCUUUUAUUAUUCAUUUUCAUAUGAAACAUCGUUUAUGUCG